GAACAAGAAGAAUACAAAGAAAAUCCCGUCACGACCGCAGCGGAUAAUGCUGAAUGGGCAAAAUAAAGUGCAACCAUACGCAAUUAAUAUAUAGCGUGAGACAUAUAUACGUCGCAAAUCAAAUAAAUAAUACGUAGAUAAACCGUUGAAAAACAAUAAAAUGGGAUGCAAGUGGUGGGCGAGUUCUCCUUGUUGGAAGUACAUUUGCUCCCAUCGCGUAUUUCUGUGCUCCUUAACAGAUGUAAUUGCAUUUGGUACAAGCUGAGCCGACUUGUUUUUGGCCCCGAUGCAAGUUUUCUGCCCUUUGUACGACCACCAUUCUCAAAGCAGUGGGUGUAGCAACAAUAUUCAAAUAUUUCACCUGGGAAAUUUCCAUCUAGGUGGAACUUCAUUAGCAGGUGUUGUAUAUAUAUAGGCUAUUUCCCAAAAAUUUAUAUUAUGAAAAAUUCUGCCAAUAUAUAUACAUAUUUUUAAAAUACUUAUCAAUCGGGGUGAGCAUGGGAAAUGAAAGGGUGAUGCACACCCCACCCCUGACACCCAGCUGCCUUGCCACAUUAAAAUAAACUUGAGGGAGGAGGCUACAAAGAGCCAUUAAGUAAUAAAAUCCGGGGCAAAGGGAGGUUAACGAUGAUCUGAGAAAUCUCCACGGUACGAGACCAAGUGGAGAGAGAGAAAGACGCAAACUUUAAAUAUAAAGCAGCCGUAAGGCGAGCGAAAUAACAUAUAGCCACGGUGGCACCCAAUCCAUUGCUCUGUCUAACCAUCGACACCAACUUGUGCGCUGCGCUCUGGAAGGAUGAGUUUAUCUCUCGAUACUCAUCUCAUGAAUGAGCCACCGCAGCUGAGGCUCACCGAUUUAUAUCAACAACAACACUCAUUUCUUUAAAUUAAUAUAUUUGUUAAAAUAUUACAUUCAUUUGAUACAUUUUGUUCGUGUCAAGGUGUGUACUGUAACAAUGUUAACCUUGAAGCUGCUGUUUGCACACCAAGGACACGGGUUUACAUUCCAAGCAGUGUCUCGUGAUGUCAGUGACAACAAUGAAAAUAUUUUAAGAAUUUUACUUCCUUCUUCACCGUCGCUAUAAGAGAGAGGUCUUGGUCCAGAGUCUCUCUGAGCAACACAGCGAGCGAUCCCAGUGAAGCUCAUGGGUCAUGGCAAGCGCGACUCCCAUUGAGAGUGUGGAUAGUGAGCUGCGCUGCUCCAUCUGCCUGGGCACGUUUGUCUGCCCCUCCACACUGAGCUGCGGACACUCGUUCUGCCUGCUGUGCCUGGAGGCCGCCUGGGAGACGGCGAGCAGCUUCAGCUGCCCGCAGUGCCGAGCGACCUUCCCUGUGCGACCCCAGCUGAGGAGGAACGUGGCCAUCGCCAACCUGGUGGAGCAGCUCAGAGUUGGAGACGGGAUGGCCGCGGUCGUCAUGUGUGACAUCUGCGGUGACGGCCACACUCCUGCAGUGAAGACCUGCCUGAGAUGUGAGAUGUCCUACUGUUUUUCUCACUUUAGGACUCACGUGGAGAAUCCCAGGUUGAGAGACCACGCCGUGGUGGAUCCCACUGCGAGCUUGGACGAGAGAAGAUGCCGUAAUCACAAACGGGAGCUGGAAUUCUACUGCACAGUAGAUAGAAGCCUGGUUUGCUCGUCUUGCACCAUCGCAGGUGAACACAAAGGACAUGAUGUCACCAUGCUGAAGGACGAGCACGAGACACGGAAGGUGAGGCCCUCAGAGUGAGACACCAUAACAUGAUCUGAUCAAUUCUGUCACUCGGCUACACAACAUCUGAUGAAAAAAACUUUCGAGUGUUCAUGCUCUCUUGAACAUCUGCCUCUCUGCCUGUGUAGGUAAUUUUCUGGUUUGCAUUUCAGAAAAGAGCCUCAGGAUGUAUUAAAUCCUAGGCUUUCAUCAAACAUAAUUGCCGUAUAAAGAAAUUAAGUGAACAGAGAUUUGAGACUAAUAUUACAUCCACCUGAUAGACAAUUAUAUCAAAUAUAUCUUCUAAACGAGACAGCUGUGGGCACAUGGGCUCU
Molecule: messenger RNA, 2024 nt
Organism: Petromyzon marinus (sea lamprey)
Lineage: Eukaryota; Metazoa; Chordata; Hyperoartia; Petromyzontiformes; Petromyzontidae
Source: RefSeq, a predicted model, not a curated record